UCAACAAUUUAAUGUCUGAGGAUGGUACCCUUGGUCACAGACAGCAUUCGUAGGUGUUAACCGUCGUUAAGUUUUGGUCUGAAAUAUGGUAUAGACCUACAAAAUGGCGGGGUCGAUUGAGAUUCCUCUGCGAGAUACAGACGAGGUGAUAGAAUUAGACUUUGAUCAACUUCCAGAAGGUGUAGAGGUACUUAGUAUUCUUCGCCAUGAGAAUGCACAGUUACAUAUUUGGGUCAGCCUGGCUCUUGAGUAUUACAAGCAAGGGAAGAUCGAGGACUUCAUCCGGAUACUGGAAGCAUCUCGACUGGAUGCGAAUGUGGAUUAUCGUGACUAUGAGAAAGAUCAGAUGCGUGCUCUGGACAUGUUGGCAGCAUACUAUGUGCAACAAGCAAACCACGAGAAGAACAAGGACAAGAAGCGGGAGCUGUUCACGAAAGCCACGCUGCUAUAUACAACUGCAGACAAGAUUAUUAUGUACGACCAGAAUCACUUGCUGGGACGCGCUUAUUUCUGUCUGCUAGAGGGAGACAAGAUGGAGCAGGCUGAUGCGCAGUUCAACUUUGUUCUUAACCAGUCUCCAAAUAACAUCCCGUCUCUUCUUGGCAAGGCGUGCAUCGCAUUUAACAAGAAAGAUUUCCGUGGUGCCUUGGCCUUUUACAAGAAGGCACUUCGAACCAACCCCAGUUGUCCUGCAGCUGUUCGCUUGGGCAUGGGGCACUGUUUUAUGAAACUCGGGAAUCAGGAUAAAGCUCGAUUGGCGUUUGAACGCGCUUUGCAGCUGGAUGCACAGUGUGUCGGAGCUCUGGUUGGCCUUGCAAUUCUGAAGCUGAACCAGCAGCAACCAGAGUCCAUCCGGACUGGCGUUCAGAUGUUGUCAAAGGCUUACACCAUUGAUUCAACGAACCCGAUGGUGCUGAAUCACCUGGCAAACCACUUCUUCUUCAAGAAGGAUUACCACAAAGUACAACAUCUUGCACUGCACGCAUUCCACAACACAGAGAAUGAAGCAAUGCGGGCUGAGAGCUGCUAUCAACUUGCCAGAGCCUUUCAUGUCCAGGGUGACUAUGACCAGGCAUUCCAAUACUACUACCAGGCCACACAGUUUGCUCCUGCUGUGUUUGUGCUACCGCACUUUGGUCUUGGUCAGAUGUACAUCUACCGAGAAGACACUGAGAAUGCUGCGCAGUGCUUUGAGAAAGUGUUAAAGGCUCAACCCGGCAAUUAUGAAACAAUGAAGAUUCUGGGCUCAUUGUAUGCCAAUUCUAGCAGCCAGUCAAAGCGUGACAUUGCCAAGAGCCAUCUGCGGAAGGUGACGGAACAGUUCCCCGAUGAUGUUGAGGCAUGGAUUGAGCUGGCACAAAUACUGGAGCAGUCUGACCUCCAGGGAGCACUCGCUGCUUAUGCUACUGCCACUCGGAUCUUGCGGGACAAAGUGCAGGCCGACAUCCCUCCAGAGAUCUUCAAUAAUGUGGGAGCUCUUCACUACAGGUUAGGUAACUUGGAGGAAGCAAAGAAGAACUUAGAAGACUCAUUGAGUCGCUCGAAAGUGGAAGCAGAACAAGAUCCACAGUAUUACAACUCAAUAACUGUGACGACAACGUACAACCUGGCCCGUCUCAAUGAGUCCCUCUGUCAGUUCGAUCGUGCAGAGAAGUUGUACAAGGACAUUUUGAAGGAGCAUCCCAAUUAUGUUGAUUGUUACUUACGGCUGGGGUGCAUGGCACGAGACAAAGGGCAGAUCUAUGAGGCAUCUGAUUGGUUCAAGGAAGCUCUGAGAAUCAACAAUGAACAUCCUGAUGCAUGGUCACUGCUUGGAAACCUCCACUUGGCUAAAAUGGAGUGGGGCCCGGGACAGAAGAAGUUUGAACGAGUGCUGAAGAAUCCAACCACAUCAACUGAUGCAUACUCACUGAUUGCUCUGGGCAAUGUGUGGCUACAGACACUUCAUCAGCCCACCCGAGACAAGGAGCGUGAGAAACGCCAUCAGGAUCGUGCACUUGCUAUGUAUAAGCAGGUACUCCGUAAUGACCCUCGUAACAUCUGGGCUGCCAAUGGUAUAGGUGCUGUGUUGGCACACAAGGGCUGCGUGAAUGAGGCACGGGACAUAUUUGCUCAAGUCCGUGAAGCCACAGCGGAGUUCUGUGAUGUGUGGCUUAACAUCGCGCACAUCUAUGUGGAGCAGAAGCAGUACGUCAGUGCCAUCCAGAUGUAUGAGAACUGCCUACGGAAGUUCUACAGGCACCAUCAUGUUGAAGUGCUUCAGUACUUAGCACGAGCUUACUUCAAGGCUGGAAAGCUGAAGGAAGCCAAGAUGACACUUCUGAAGGCUCGGCGAGUGGCACCACAGGACACAGUGCUUCUGUACAACAUUGCUCUGGUGCUUCAACGUCUUGCGACACAGAUCUUAAAGGAUGAGAAGUCAACUCUUGAAACUGUAUUGCAGGCUGUUCAUGAGCUUGGACUUUCCCACAAAUACUUCAACUACCUGUCUGUCCACGGGGACCGCAUGCGUUACGAUGUCACAUUAGCAGGCUUGGAGGCCCGUCAGUGUCAGGAUCUUCUGUCACAGGCCCAGUACCAUGUGGCACGUGCCCGUCGUGUGGAUGAAGAAGAGAGGCAGUUACGACGCAAGCAAGAGGAGGAACGAGAGGCGUUCAGACUGAAGCAAAUGGAAGAACAGAAGAAACUGGAGGAGAAGAAGAGGUUAGAGAUUGAGGAAUUACUGAAGAAGCGGCAGGAGUACCGUGAGAAAACAAAGAAUGCCCUUUUGUUUGGUGACAUGCCCAGUGAGAAGCCCACUAAAAAGGGGGCUGGUCGGAAACGUGCCGAGUACAUUUCUGACUCGGGUGGAAGUGAUGGUGGCGGAGGAGGAAGUGGUACCGAGAAACCUCGUGAGAAAACAAGGAAAAGACGACGCAGUGUUGAUGGUGAGAAGAGACGCAAGGUUCGUGCUGGAGGCAGUGGUACUCGGAAGAGACGAGAAAAACAGAGAGCAGGGCGAGAUUCUGACUCUGGAGAGGAGAGACCCAAGACUAAACGUGGGCGCAAGGCACAGAGGGAGCCCCGUGGUCGAGGUAGAAGGGGCAAGCAGGCCAGCUCAGAUGAUGGGCUGUCGGCCCGCCAGAAGAGCCGAAUUGUUUCAAAGGCAACCAUAUCAACAAGCGAGUCUGACAGUGAUAGUAAUCAGCUCAAGAUUGCUAGUGGGGGAGAAAGUGGAAGUGACAGGAGUGCUGGACAGAAGAAGAAGCGUAGAAUUGCAUCUGAUUCCAGUCGUUCACCUUCUAGAUCUCGCUCCAGGUCACAUUCUGGCAGCAGGUCACGUUCACGUUCAAAGAGCGGAUCUCGUUCUAGAUCUGAAUCCAAGAGCAUAUCUAGGUCUAGAUCACGUUCUGGAUCCAGAUCAAAAAGUGGUUCACGCUCUGGCAGUGGAUCCCGAUCCAGGUCAAGAUCAAAGAGUGGUUCUCGGUCGAGAUCAAGAAGUGGGUCAGGAUCUGGGAAGAGCAUAUCACGAUCAAGGUCUAGGUCAAAGAGUCGGUCAAGGAGCAGUGGAUCAUCCCAUUCUAGGUCUAGGUCAAAGUCUGGGUCACGGUCAGGAAGUGGCUCUCCUACCAAAUCCCGUUCUCGCAGUGGAUCAAGGAGCAAAUCUGGUAGUCGAUCAAGAUCACGGUCCUCAAGUCGGUCGGGUUCUCCAAUUUCCAGAAAGUCUGUGUCUGGCAGUGAAGCAGGCAGUCCAUCACAUGACAAAGGUUCAGGUUUGGUCCAGUGUUCAGAAUCUGAUGGAGGAAAUUCUGGGAAUGAAAGUGAGUAGGAGCCUUGGGCCUGGUAUGCACUUGUUCUGCUGGUGUGCCUUUGUCCAUAUCCGAGGGAGU
Zootermopsis nevadensis is the source of this 3869-nucleotide messenger RNA. It is a transcript of the gene Ctr9, whose product is annotated as RNA polymerase-associated protein Ctr9. Lineage: Eukaryota; Metazoa; Arthropoda; Insecta; Blattodea; Termopsidae. The record is from RefSeq and is a predicted model, not a curated record. Gene Ontology annotation, biological process: regulation of DNA-templated transcription; transcription elongation by RNA polymerase II. Gene Ontology annotation, molecular function: RNA polymerase II complex binding. Gene Ontology annotation, cellular component: Cdc73/Paf1 complex.